Molecule: messenger RNA, 578 nt
Organism: Acanthochromis polyacanthus (spiny chromis)
Lineage: Eukaryota; Metazoa; Chordata; Actinopteri; Pomacentridae
Product: C-C motif chemokine 4-like
Exons: 4
Coding region: 42-383 (113 amino acids)
Biological process (GO): immune response
Cellular component (GO): extracellular region
Molecular function (GO): chemokine activity
Source: RefSeq, a predicted model, not a curated record
AAUAACAAAGUCGUACGAAGCUGAGAUCCAGAGUUUUGAAGAUGUGGUCGCCUCUGUCUGUAAGCCGAUGGAUAUUUCUGCUCACGCUGGCCGUUGUCAUGGUCUUAUCGGCGUCUCAAGUGGACUCGUUUGGUCCGGUGGUGGAGCUGCCGUGCUGUCGCAACGUCAGCGCCAGAAAAAUACCGAGAAUCAAAGCGUGCUUCGAACAGAAACCACGAGAGGGCUGCAGACAGCACGCCUUCCUGGUUACGAGCAAGCGAGGCAAACAGUGGUGCAUCGAUCCAACCGCCAAGUGGCUCAAAGACAAGAUAACGAGGGGAGAACUCGACUGUCCUCCAGAUCUGUCGAUAUUAAACGAAGUUCUGCCAUUUAACGAAGCAUGAAGGCGACACGGAGCCACGCUGAGAACAUUUACUGCCUCUUCACUAUUUAUUCCUUUUGAAUAAACGUCUAUUUAAAGUAAAAGUUAUUUUUUUAUUUAAUUUUGAAAACCGUUCCAAAAAGUAAUUUAUUAUUUUACCUCACUUUGAGAAGCAUUUGUUGUGGUGUUGUUGUUAACUUGUUGUCAGGAGAUCAUA